Molecule: messenger RNA, 1932 nt
Organism: Pipistrellus nathusii (Nathusius's pipistrelle)
Lineage: Eukaryota; Metazoa; Chordata; Mammalia; Chiroptera; Vespertilionidae
Source: the annotation of a GenBank genome assembly
AUGGAUGAUAUUGCUGAUAGGAUGAGGAUGGACGCUGGAGAAGUAACUUUAGUGAACCACAACUCCAUAUUCAAAACCCAUCUCCUGUCACAAACAGGUUUUCCAGAGGACCAGCUUUCACUUUCUGACCAUCAGAUAUUAUCUUCCCGGCAAGGAAAUUUGGACGGAUCUUAUACAUGUUCUACAAGAAGUGCAGCUUAUAGUUCAAAUUAUUAUUCAGAUAAACCUUCCUCAGACAGUUUUCUUGGCUCAGGAGACGUAAGAACCUUUGGCCAGAGUGCAAAUGGCCAGUGGAGAAAUUCUACCCCAGCAUCAGGUGCAGCUUCACAAAAAUCAAGAAACAGCCGAAGUCUUUACCUCGAAACCCGAAAGACCUCAAGUGGAUUAUCAAACAGUUUUACAGGAAAGUCAAACCAUCACUGCCAUAUGUCUGCAUAUGAAAAAUCUUUUCCUAUUAAAUCUGUUCCAAGUCCAUCUUGGAGUGGUUCAUGUCGUCGAAACCUUUUGAGCCCCAAGAAAACUCAGAGGCGACAUGUUAGCACAGCAGAAGAGACAGUUCAAGAAGAAGAAAGAGAGAUUUACAGACAGCUGCUACAGAUGGUCACAGGGAAACAGUUUUCUGUAGCCAAACCCACCACACAUUUUCCUUUACACCUAUCUCGAUGUCUUAAUUCCAGUAGGAAUACCUUACAAGACACACUGUUUCAAAAUGGAAACUCUUGUGCAGCUCAGAUUAUUGGCUCUGAUACUUCAUCUUCUGGAUCUGCCAGCAUUUUAACUACCCACGAACAGCCUUCUCAUAGUGGAUAUCCUUUAUCGUCUUAUACGCCAGAUAUUUCAUCCAGAUCCAAAGAUGAUCUACUCCAUCAACUCCAACAUCACCACUCUCUUCCACAUCAGCCAGAUAACUUGUCAGCUUCAGAAACACAAUCCAAAGGAUCAGACUCUGUGAUUUUACUCAAAGUGCAAGAUCCCCAGACUCCAGCUCCCAGUCCUAAUUUUUUCCAGGCAGAGUUGUGGAUCAAAGAAUUAACUAGUGUUUAUGAUUCUCGAGCACGGGAAAGAUGGCGCCAGAUUGAAGAACAAAAAGCACUGGCAUUACAGCUUCAAAACCAGAGAUUGCAGGAACAGGAACAUUCAGUACAUGAUUCAGUAGAAUUGCGUCUUCGUGUACCUCUUGAAAAGGAGAUCCCUGUCACAAUUGCUCAAGAAACAGAAAAAAAAGGUCGUAAAUUAACUGAUAGUGAAGAUGAAUUUCCUGAAAUCACAGAGGAAAUGGAGAAGGAGAUUAAGAAUGUAUUUCGUAAUGGGAACCAGGAUGAAGUUCUUAGUGAAGCAUUCCGUUUGACCAUUACACGCAAAGAUAUUCAAACUCUAAACCAUCUGAAUUGGCUCAAUGAUGAGAUCAUCAAUUUCUACAUGAAUAUGCUGAUGGAGCGAAGUAAAGAUAAGGGAUUGCCAAGUGUACAUGCAUUUAAUACCUUUUUUUUUACUAAGUUAAAAACAGCUGGUUACCAGGCUGUGAAACGAUGGACAAAGAAAGUGGAUGUAUUUUCGGUUGACAUCCUUUUGGUGCCCAUUCACCUGGGAGUGCACUGGUGUCUUGCUGUUGUGGACUUUAGAAAGAAGAAUAUUACCUAUUACGACUCCAUGGGUGGGAUAAACAACGAAGCCUGCAGAAUUCUUUUACAAUACCUAAAGCAGGAGAGCAUUGACAAGAAAAGGAAAGAGUUUGACACCAAUGGCUGGCAGCUCUUCAGCAAGAAAAGCCAGGAAAUUCCACAGCAGAUGAAUGGAAGUGAUUGUGGGAUGUUUGCCUGCAAAUAUGCUGACUGCAUUACCAAAGACAGACCAAUCAACUUCACACAGCAACACAUGCCAUACUUCCGGAAGCGGAUGGUCUGGGAGAUUCUCCACCGAAAGCUCUUGUGA